UGGUUGGUGCAUGGCAUGUUGGCGCCCGGAGCAGAGUCGAGUUCAUUUUUUUCUUCCGCCCCCAAGAAAAGACACUACCAUGGUUCAAGUGACCCCCGUCGUGAAGCGCCCGAUCAUCAAGAAGAAGAUCACCAAGUUCAAGCGCCACCAGUCGAACCGCUUCAAGCGUGUGGCCGAGUCGUGGCGCAAGCCCAAGGGUAUUGAUGGCCGUGUCCGUCGCCGCUUCAAGGGCGCGAUCCGCAUGCCCAACGUCGGCUACGGCUCGAACUCGAAGACCAAGCACUUGUUGCCCAACGGCUUCUACAAGUUCACGGUCAAGAACGUCGCCGAGUUGGACAUGCUCCUCAUGCACAACCGCAAGUACUGCGCCGAGAUCGCCCACAACGUCUCGGGCCGCAAGCGCAAGGACAUCUUGACGCGCGCUGAGCAGCUCAACAUCCGUGUCACGAACCCCAACGCCCGUGUCCGCGCCGAAGAAGCCGAGUAAGCUUUGUAGGAAUGCACCAUGGAACGAACGAGGAAGGAUGCGACGCACGACGGCUCUUAGUGUGGACACCUUUUUUGCAGGGGUUAAGAAAUUACCAUCACAUACACUUGGACCACGUUGUCGCCCCA
This is a messenger RNA of Saprolegnia parasitica CBS 223.65, 615 nucleotides long. RefSeq lists its product as hypothetical. Gene Ontology annotation, molecular function: structural constituent of ribosome. Lineage: Eukaryota; Oomycota; Saprolegniomycetes; Saprolegniales; Saprolegniaceae. Bases 11 to 487 code for a protein of 158 amino acids. The transcript is spliced from 2 exons. Gene Ontology annotation, biological process: translation. The record is from RefSeq and is a predicted model, not a curated record. Gene Ontology annotation, cellular component: ribosome; cytosolic large ribosomal subunit.